Pocillopora meandrina is the source of this 2265-nucleotide messenger RNA. The record is from the annotation of a GenBank genome assembly. Lineage: Eukaryota; Metazoa; Cnidaria; Anthozoa; Scleractinia; Pocilloporidae.
CACGAGUUGGUGGUCUGCGGUCUUAUAAGGAAAUGUGAUAUGGCAACCUCUUUGGCUCGGCCUUUUGUACGAACCUUUUUCUUUCCUAAAACUCCUAAUUUUAAAUUUAUACCAAAGAAAACACAUCGCUUCAUGAGCAUCGCCUCUUCUAAACUCCAUGUGAACGGGGUCAACAUUCAUUACGAAGUUGCUGGUCAAGGCAGCCAUGUUGUUUUAUGUAUGCCCGGUGCUCUGGGAUCAACGCAAAGUGAUUUUGGUCCGCAGCUGAAGGGACUUAAGGACGAGUUUACAGUUAUAGCGUUUGAUCCUCGAGGAUAUGGAAAAUCGACUCCUCCAAAACGGGAUUUUCCAAUUGACUUUUUUGAAAGAGAUGCAAAUGAUGCUGCGUCUCUUAUGAAGGUGCUUGGUGAGUUAAUCUGUUGAUUUUACCCACUUUAAAAUUUGAUUGCGAGUGGCUUUCAAAUCUGUAAUGAGGUCUUUGAUAGGAAAAUUCGUGUUAAUUCCUGUGCUAAAGGUUUAAAAAUCGUAUACCCAAAGCCUUAGGAUAAGACUUAGAGUUAAAAAGUUUGUUGGAAUGGAAAUAAAUAGCUGCACAUCCGGACCUCGAUUAACCGGAUUUCUCGAUGAUCCGGACCUUUUCUCUGGUCCCAAUUUUGUCAUGAAUAUUUAUUAGUCAUGAUCGAUAUCCGAAACCAUAAUCUCUUUAAAACUACAGCGUUGAAAAGUGUAGUAAAGGCUAGUUUGUUUUGCUUUGAAAAGGCAAAAGCAUCACUCGUUGUUCACUCGAAUGCUCACUCGAAUGAGGUCUGAUUGGCUUAUACUCAUCUUCUGGAUUAUCUGGACCCUCGAUCAUCCGGACUGUUUCGUCUAGUUCCAAUGAGUCUGGAUAAUCGAGGCUCGACUGUAGUUGAGAAACCAUCUUAUGACUGAUAUGAGUAAAGAAAGUCUGAAAACUUCCUCAUUUCAGGCCACUCUAAAUAUUCACUUCUGGGAUGGAGUGAUGGGGGAAUAACUGCCAUGAUACUGGCCGCCGCACAUCCUAAAAGCAUCCAUCACCUGGUAGUUUGGGGAGCUAAUGCCACUGUAACAGCUAAAGAUAUUGAGCUGUAUGAAGUCAUCAGAGACACAUCAAAAUGGAGCCCCAAGAUGAGAGAGCCUUUAGAGGGUGAGACAUCUCUAAUGAAUACCAUGUGGAUUUUCUUAAAACAUGCCUUAGAAAGAUUCGUUAGUGAACAGUUUUAUUUUUCUGAAUUGCUGAAGGUUUUUGGCCUUUUUCCACGUUUUGUUCGCACUUUGAUCAUUAAAAUAUCCUCAUCCGAAGAGCCUACAAACUCCAUGAGUAUCCGCAGAUUUACGAACGGUGGUAAACUGAGCAUACUCUUUCAUCCCUCUUCAAAAAUUAUUACCGAAAUGUGGUGAACCAGUAGAAGCGCGCUGAAAUCACCAGAAUGGCACCAAAUGGGUAAUUAUUCUCAUGCAAACACCAACAAAUUACCUCUCUGCUUACAAUGACAACUCAUAUCUUUAUUAGUCUCAGACAUUUUCUCUCAGAUGUCAUCAGUCAUUAAAAAAGGUUAAGUCUGGUUUCAAGCAAAGUAGCUCACCUAGCAGGAGCUUAUUCUGGUUUGCGUAGUGUGAAGUGAUAAGGUGUAUUGCUGCUGCCCCUUGAUGGCAUGUCAGUCAAUCAUAGGGUAUGUCCUUAUGAUCACAGGUUACCUCCCCCCCUUUUAGAAUUUCUUCAAGCUUCCCUCACAGGUGGCUGAUACCCAUUCAUACUCCUGAGUAAAGGGGGGGGCUACAAGAGCUAAGGGUCCUUCCUAAUAUGUAUUUAUUUUGUGUUAAUGUUAAAAAGUAUUUGUACAACAUUUUUACUAGCACCAAAAUGGCUUUACUCCAUUCAGCAAUAUCAUGUUUUGGAGUUUUUAUGUAUUCUAAGCUCUUUGUGGUUUCAUUUUAGCCUUGUAUGGAAAAGAAGGACUCCAAGAGAUGAACAGUGGCUGGAUAGAUGGCAUAAGUCGAUUUUAUACUGACAGAGGUGGUGACAUUUGUACCAGUGCUGUGAAGAAGAUUAAUUGCCCCACCCUGGUAGUACAUGGGCAGAAGGACCCCCUGGUGCCUCAAUUUCACCCUGAGUAUCUACAUGCCAACAUUAAGGGUGCUAAGCUGCAUGUCAUGCCUGAAGGAAGACACAACCUUCACCUUAGAUAUGCUGACGAAUUUAAUACACUCGUCAAGGCGUUUUUGAAAGGGAAAUCAAAAAUUUAA